Molecule: messenger RNA, 10254 nt
Organism: Epinephelus lanceolatus (giant grouper)
Lineage: Eukaryota; Metazoa; Chordata; Actinopteri; Perciformes; Serranidae
Source: RefSeq, a predicted model, not a curated record
GCAGCAGCAGCAGCAGCAGCUCCCUCCCUCCUGUCUGUCUGUCCGUCUCUCUGUCCUCUCCUGUCGGACUGUUUGCGGACUGCUCUUCCUCAGCUGAAGUUUGAUCUCCGGAGCAGGGCUAGGCCUGAAGCUGCCGAUGUGGACGCGUCCCCGCUGACUUCGAGGUGCGUGUCAGAGGUGAAAGGUCAUGAUGACGACGGUGGCCGCCGAGUUCGACCACAUGGAGCUGCAGCAGCAGUACAGCAGCAGCAAUGACACAGUCAACAACCGCUGGGAUGACGAGUGGGACAACGAGAACAGCUCAGCCCGCCUCUUCGAACGCUCCCGCAUCAAGGCGCUCGCAGAUGAGCGGGAGGCGGUGCAGAAGAAGACGUUCACUAAGUGGGUGAACUCUCACCUGUCCAGAGUGUCCUGCAGAAUCACAGACCUGUACAUGGACCUGAGGGACGGACGCAUGCUCAUCAAACUACUGGAGGUCCUCUCAGGAGAAAGACUGCCGAAGCCCACCAAAGGUCGGAUGAGGAUCCACUGUCUGGAGAACGUGGAUAAGGCUCUGCAGUUCCUGAAGGAACAGAGGGUUCACCUGGAGAACAUGGGCUCCCACGACAUUGUGGACGGGAACCACCGCCUGACGCUGGGCCUCAUCUGGACCAUCAUUCUCCGCUUCCAGAUUCAGGACAUCAGUGUGGAGACUGAAGACAACAAAGAGAAGAGAUCAGCUAAAGACGCUCUGCUGCUCUGGUGUCAGAUGAAGACGGCAGGGUAUCCCAAUGUGAACAUCCACAACUUCAGCACCAGCUGGAGAGACGGCAUGGCCUUCAAUGCCCUCAUCCACAAACACAGGCCUGAUCUGAUCGACUUUGACAAACUGAAGAAAUCCAAUGCUCACUACAACCUGCAGAACGCCUUCAACCUGGCAGAGCAACACCUGGGCCUCACCAAGCUGCUGGACCCAGAGGACAUAAGCGUGGACCAUCCUGAUGAGAAGUCAGUCAUCACCUAUGUGGUGACGUACUACCACUACUUCUCAAAGAUGAAAGCUCUGAAGGUGGAGGGCAAACGAAUCGGAAAGGUGUUGGAUAACGCCAUUGAGACGGAGAAGAUGAUCGAGAAGUACGAGUCUCUGGCCUCAGACCUGCUGGAGUGGAUCGAACAGACCAUCAUCAUCCUCAACAACAGAAAGUUCGCCAACUCUCUGGUCGGAGUCCAGCAGCAGCUUCAGGCCUUCAACACCUACCGAACUGUGGAGAAACCUCCAAAGUUCACAGAGAAGGGAAACCUGGAGGUUCUUCUGUUCACCAUCCAGAGUAAGAUGAGAGCCAACAAUCAAAAGGUCUACAUGCCCCGUGAGGGAAAACUCAUCUCAGAUAUCAACAAGGCCUGGGAGCGACUGGAGAAGGCGGAACACGAGAGGGAGCUGGCUCUGAGGACGGAGCUGAUUCGUCAAGAGAAACUGGAACAACUUGCACGACGGUUCGACCGCAAGGCGGCCAUGAGAGAGACCUGGCUCAGCGAGAAUCAGAGACUGGUUUCACAGGACAACUUUGGUUUUGACCUUCAGGCCGUCGAGGCGGCCACCAAGAAGCACGAGGCGAUUGAGACUGACAUUGCGGCAUACGAGGAACGUGUCCAGGCCGUGGUCUCUGUGGCGAAGGAGCUGGAGGUGGAGCGCUACCACGACAUCAAACGCAUCACAGCCAGGAAAGACAACGUGAUCCGGCUGUGGGAGUACCUGCUGGAGCUGCUGAAGGCCCGCAGACAGAGACUGGAGAUGAAUCUGGGCCUGCAGAGAGUCUUCCAGGAGAUGCUCUACAUCAUGGACUGGAUGGAUGAGAUGAAGAUGCUGCUGCUGUCUCAGGAUUAUGGGAAGCAUCUGUUAGGUGUGGAGGACUUGCUGCAGAAACACGCUCUGGUGGAAGCUGACAUCGCCAUCCAGGCAGACAGGGUGAAGGCAGUCAGCACAAACGCCACCAAGUACUCCGUCAACGACGACGGCUAUAAGCCCUGUGACCCUCAGGUCAUCCAGGAUCGGGUCUCCCACCUGGAAUUCUGCUACCAGGAGCUCACCCAGCUGGCCGCCGAGCGCCGCGCCCGCCUGGAGGAGUCUCGCCGUCUCUGGAGAUUCUUCUGGGAGAUGGCCGAGGAGGAGGGCUGGAUCCGUGAGAAGGAGCAGAUCCUGUCCUCUGUCGAGCACGGCAAAGACCUGACAGGGGCGCUGCGCCUCCUCAGCCAGCAGAGCGCCCUGGAGGAUGAGAUGAGCGGCCGCGCUGGCCACCUCCAGCACACCAUUGCAGAGGGCCGGGCCAUGGUGCAGGCCAACCACUUUGCUGCCACUAAGAUCCAGGAGCGCAUCGAUGACCUGCAGGCUCAGUGGGCAGCGCUGGAGCAGCUGGCAGCGGUAAGGAAGAAGAGGUUGGAGGAGGCUCUGGCACUGCACCAAUUCCAGGCUGAUGCAGAUGAUGUUGACGCCUGGACACUGGACGCCUUGCGCAUUGUCUCCAGUGGAGAGACUGGCCAUGACGAAUUCUCAACCCAGGCUCUGGUCAGGAAGCACAAAGACGCAGCAGCGGAGGUGGCCAGCUACCGGCCAGUCAUUGACUCACUCCACGAGCAGGCGGCCUCACUGCCUAAAGAGGAGGCUGACUCAGAGGAGGUGCAUGGACGUCUGGCCGGCAUCGAGGAACGCUACAAGGAGGUGGCAGAACUGACGAAGCUGAGGAAGGAGGCGCUGCAGGAUGCUCUGGCACUCUACAAGAUGUUCAGUGAGGCCAACGCCUGUGAGGUUUGGAUUGAUGAGAAGGAGCAGUGGCUGAACAGCAUGGAGAUACCCGAAAAACUGGAGGACCUGGAGGUCAUACAGCACAGGUUUGAAAGUCUGGAGCCGGAGAUGAACAACCAGGCGUCUCGCGUUGCUGUGGUAAACCAGAUCGCCCGGCAGCUGAUGCACAAUGGUCACCCGAGCGAAAAGGACAUCAAGACACAGCAGGACAAACUCAACAACAGGUGGAGCCAGUUCCGCGAUCUGGUGGACCAGAAGAAGGAGUCCCUGAACUCUGCUCUGGGUGUGCAGAACUACCACCUUGACUGCAACGAGACCAAGUCAUGGAUCAAAGAAAAGACCAAAGUCAUCGAGUCCACCCAAGAGCUGGGCAAUGACCUCACUGGGGUCAUGGCCCUGCAGCGAAAAUUGACUGGUAUGGAGCGCGACCUAGCCGCCAUUGAGGACAAGCUGGGUGACCUGCGAGGCGAAGCCCAGCGGCUGGCAGAGGAGCACCCUGACCAGGCCAAGGCUAUCACAGGCCGUCUGGCUGAGAUCAACGCUGUCUGGGAGGAAAUGAAGAACACUCUGAAGAAUCGUGAGGAGUCUCUGGGUGAGGCCAGGAAACUGCAGCAGUUUUUGCGUGAGCUGGAUGACUUCCAGUCCUGGCUGUCCCGCACUCAGACAGCCAUCGCCUCGGAGGACAUGCCGAACACGCUGGCUGAGGCUGAGAAGCUCAUGGCCCAGCAUGAAGGCAUCAAGAACGAGAUCCAGAACUAUGAGGAGGACUACCAGAAGAUGCGGGACAUGGGGGAGAUGGUGACGCAGGGCCAGACGGACGCACAGUACAUGUUCCUCCGACAGAGGCUCCAAGCGCUUGACACCGGCUGGAACGAACUGCACAAGAUGUGGGAGAACCGGCAGAACCUAUUGUCCCAGUCCCACGCCUAUCAGCUGUUCCUCAGGGACACCAAGCAGGCCGAGGCCUUCCUCAACAACCAGGAGUACGUCCUGGCUCACACUGAGAUGCCCACCACUCUUGAGGGCGCCGAGGCCGCCAUCAAGAAGCAGGAGGACUUCAUGACCACCAUGGAUGCCAACGAGGACAAGAUCAACAGUGUGGUGGAAGCUGGCAGACGGCUGGCCAGUGACGGAAACAUCAACGCUGAACGCAUUCAGGAGAGAGUCGCCUCCAUCGACGACAGGCAUAAGAAGAACAGGGAGGCUGCGGUGGAGCUGUUGAUGAGACUGAAGGACAACAGAGACCUGCAGAAGUUCCUGCAGGACUGCCAGGAGCUGUCUCUGUGGAUCAAUGAGAAGAUGCUCACAGCUCAGGACAUGACCUACGACGAGGCCAGGAACCUGCACAGCAAGUGGCUGAAGCACCAAGCCUUCAUGGCCGAACUGCAGUCCAACAAAGAGUGGCUGGACAAGAUUCAGAAGGACGGCAUGCUGCUGGUGUCGGAAAAGCCGGAGACGGAGGCAGUGGUGAAGGAGAAGUUGUCAGCGCUCCACACCAUGUGGGCGGAGCUGGAGUCCACCACGCAGACCAAAGCUCAGUGUCUGUUCGAUGCCAACAAGGCCGAGCUGUUCACUCAGAGCUGUGCCGACCUCGACAAGUGGAUGGGAGGCCUGGAGGGUCAGAUCCAGUCUGACGAUUACGGCAAAGACCUGACCUCCGUCAACAUCCUGCUGAAAAAACAACAGAUGCUGGAGAACCAGGUGGAGGUGCGUCAGCGGGAGGUGGUGGAGCUGCAGAGCCAGGUGAAGGCUCUGGGUAAGGAGGUGAAGGACACAGACGAGGUGGAUGGGCGGCGGCAGCUGUUGGAGAGGAAGUUCCAGGAGCUGCUGGAGCCGCUGCGCCGCCGCAAAAACUUCCUGGUGGAGUCCAGAGAAAUUCACCAGUUCAACCGAGACGUGGAAGACGAGAUUCUGUGGGUUCAGGAGAGGAUGGCCGUGGCCACGUCUUCCGACCAUGGACACAACCUGCAGACCGUCCAGCUGCUCAUCAAGAAGAACCAGACUCUGCAGAAGGAGAUCCAGGGUCAUCAGCCUCGCAUCGACGACAUCCUGGAUCGCAGUCAGAGCCUCCUGAAAGACGACUCCUCCAAUGCAGACGUGAUCCGUCAGCGUCUGGCCGCUCUGCAGGAGCUGUGGAGGCAGUUGAUGGAGGAGGCAGAGGGCCGCCAUGGCCGGCUGCAGGAGGCGCACAAAGCCCAGCAGUACUACUUUGACGCCGCCGAGGCUGAGGCCUGGAUGAGCGAGCAGGAGCUGUACAUGAUGUCGGAAGAGAAGGCCAAGGACGAGCUGAGCGCUGUCACCAUGCAGAAGAAGCAUCAGAUUGUGGAGCAGGCGGUGGAGGAUUACGCCGAGACCGUUCACCUGCUGUCCAAGACCAGCCGAGGCCUGGUGGCUGACGGACAUCCUGAGAGUGAGCGAAUCAGCAUGCGUCAGUCUCAGGUGGACAAACUGUACGCAGGCCUGAAGGACCUAUCAGAGGAGAGGCGGGGCAAACUGGACGAGAGGCUCCGCCUCUUCCAGCUGAACCGGGAGGUGGACGACCUGGAGCAGUGGAUCGCUGAGCGGGAGGUGGUGGCUGGGUCGCACGAGCUGGGACAGGACUACGAACAUGUUACUAUGUUGCAAGAACGUUUUCGGGAGUUCGCUCGGGACACUGGGAACAUCGGUCAGGAGCGCGUGGAUGCUGUCAACCGUCUGGCGGACGAGCUGAUCAACGCCGGUCAUGGCGAUGCAGCGACAGUGGCAGAGUGGAAGGACGGCCUGAAUGAAGCCUGGGCUGACCUGCUGGAGCUCAUUGACACCAGGACGCAGAUUCUUGCGGCUUCCUUCGAGCUCCACAAGUUUUACCACGAUGCCAAGGAGAUCCUGGGGCGCAUCGUGGAUAAACAGAAGAAGCUGCCCGAGGAGGUCGGACGUGACCAGAACACGGUGGAGAUGCUACAGAGGAUGCACACCACCUUUGAGCAUGACAUACAGGCCCUGGAAACACAGGUGAGGCAGCUGCAGGAGGACGCGGUGCGCCUUCAGUCGGCGUACGCCGGUGAUAAAGCUGACGACAUCCAGCGGAGGGAGAGCGAGGUGCUGGAGGCCUGGAGGAGUUUGCUGGAGGCUUGCGACGGACGAAGGCUCCGCCUCCUGGACACCGGCGACAAGUUCAGGUUCUUCAGCAUGGUCCGAGACCUGAUGCUAUGGAUGGAGGAUGUGAUCCGCCUCAUCGAGGCCCAGGAGAACCCCAGAGACGUGUCGUCGGUGGAGCUGCUGAUGAACAACCAUCAGGGCAUCAAGGCCGAGAUCGACGCCCGAAACGACAGCUUCACAGCCUGCAUCGAGCUGGGCAAAGCCCUGCUGGCCCGGAAACACUACGCUUCAGAGGAGAUUAAAGAGAAGCUGCUGCAGCUGACGGAUAAGAGGAAAGAGAUGAUUGACAAGUGGGAGGACCGGUGGGAGUGGCUACGACUCAUCCUGGAGGUGCACCAGUUCUCGCGGGAUGCCGGCGUGGCAGAGGCGUGGCUGCUGGGUCAGGAGCCCUACCUGUCCAGCAGGGAGAUGGGUCAGAGUGUGGACGAGGUGGAGAAGCUUAUCAAACGCCACGAGGCCUUCGAGAAGUCCGCCGCCACCUGGGAGGAGCGCUUCUCUGCUCUGGAGAGGCUGACUACGUGUGUGCGUCCUGGUCAGGACGGGGUGGACGCUGGAGAUCUAGUGAACGGCGUGGCCGAGCGGAGCUCCAAGGAGCCGAGCCCCGGCACCUCGCCAACACCCGGCAGGAAGAAUAAGACCAACCAGUCGUCCACGCUGCCCUCCAAGAACCAGGACUUGAGCUCGUCCUCGCAGCUGGAGGGGCUGCUGCACCGCAAACACGAGUGGGAGGGGCACAACAAGAAGGCGUCAAACAGGUCGUGGCACAAUGUGUACUGUGUCAUCAAUUACCAGGAGAUGGGUUUCUAUAAGGACAGCAAGGCGGCGGCUCAGGGAGUCCCGUACCACGGCGAGGUACCCAUCAGCCUGAAGGAGGCGUCAUGUGACGUGGCUUCAGACUACAAGAAGAAGAAACACGUCUUCAAACUGCGGUACGAGAAGCAGACCUCAGAUCAGACUCAACACAGCUACCAGUGUCAGAAAUUAGAGGAGAUGAGCACCUGGAUCCAGGCCAUCCUGAAUGCCAGCGUCGACCGAUCCGACGUCCAGGGCAGCAACCCUGGCACGCCAGUGUCUGGGCGCGCUCAGACACUGCCGGCCGCCGUCACGCUCACCACCGAGUCGAGUCCCGGGAAGAGGGAGAAGGACAAAGAGAAGGAGAAGGAGAAACGCUUCAGUCUGUUCAGCAAGAAGAAACAAUAGAACAUCAAACACGAGGCGCUUUGGUGAAACCGCUUCAGUCAUAUCGUGACGCACGCUCUGACGCAGGACGCGUUACAUUUAGAUUCUCAUCACCUUCAUCAGGAAACUGAAAGAACUGGAACCUGCUUCAGAGCGUCCGUCCUGGUCUGAGCUGCAUUCAGCUUCAUGAAGGUCCUCACCAGAGAAACGUCUCUGGCGCUGUUCAUUAGGGCAGCGUUGUCACCAAACCUCUCGCUCUGAUGAGACCUUCGUAAAGUUCGACUCACGAUGCUAACUUUAGCAGCCGUUAACCCUCCGACAUUUCCUGUUCCUGCUCACCAUCGCUCACUGUUACAACCUUCAGUUUCUCACAGCUGCAGACGUCUGUGAGACGACAUCUGUGAGACGAUGUUUGCAGAGACUGAAGCAACAUUUGCACGUCAGACACAACAUCACAGAUUGUGACAAUUUCUGCUCAGAUGAAUUACGUGUGAAACACCGCAGCCGUUAACGUGUGCAAUUUUUACAUCUGGAGGUUUUCAGCAAACUUCCCAGAGCGCCAUAAAGGGCGUUACACAUAAACAUACAAAGCUGGUGAUGACGUCACUACUGAACAGCCAAUGACAGAGGCUGACGGCUGAGGAGGUUCAAGCGAGGAGCAGAAAACUGAAAAGUUUCACCAAAGCGCGACAGCGGGUUGUUUGUUUAUUUUCAAAGCAGUUUUUGUUUUCUUCCUUCUGUUUUUUAAUAUUUCUGGUUUGAUUGUUUUUCUCGUGGUUGUCCGUUCGGGUGGCGAGGCGACGCUGUGCCUGAGAGUGAGAGAGCUGUCUUUAGUUCAGACAUUGUGAUGUAACUGACAAGCCACUGAGGAAUGAGAAUGCUGGCGGUUUCUGUUCAUAAGUUGUGAUGUUACUGCUCGGGUUUAGACUUAAUGAUGUAACCGCAAAGCUGCAGCCAUUUUUGUUCUGAUUGUCAACAACAAAUUGCUCAUUAAUCACAACAUCUUGACAGAAACUGUCGCUUUCGUGCUGUUGUUUGUCGAUUUGUUGGUUUGUCGGUUUGAGGGCGACGAAUCGCUGUUUCUUCACACUGUCUUGGCAGAAUCCGCCUCUGUGCUCGCUUUAAGGCUCAUCAGAUUAAAGGUGAUGGCGUCUCUUGCUUUUCUUUAUGUCAGUUGGUCGGUUCGUCAGUUUGUCGACAAUGAACCACUGUUUUUUCACGACAUCUUGAUAGAAUAAGCCUCGGCUCUCACUCUGUGGUUUGUUAGUUUGUCGACGAUGAACCACUGUCUCUUCACAAAUUCUAAACCGAAGGGGACACCGCCUCUUGCUCUGUCCUUUGUCACUUCAUUGGUUCGUCAGUUUGUAGAUGAUGAACCGCUGAUUCUUCACAACAUUUUGACAGAAUCAUGCUCAGCUCUGAGGUUUGUUGGUGCACCGACGAUGAACCGCUUUUUGUUCACAACGUCUAAACUGAAGGCGUCGCCACAUCUCGCUCUGUCUUGGUGAUGUCAGCAGGGACCACACACUCAUUUUUCUUUGAUGUUUGUUUUUUAACGUUGUUUGAUUUUUUAAAUUUUUGUUAAGUCUUUGUUAUUUUUGUACUUUUUUGAAACAGGUCUGAGUUAAUUCCUCAGUUUUGUGAGGGUGUCGUCAGAGACAACCUACGUUCUUCCUCUGCCGUUGAGAAAUUGGACCAAUAGUGCAUUUUGUUUUGUUAUUUUAACUUUACGUCCUCUGCCACUCAGCAGCCAUUUUUUUUGUCCUCAAAACAGCCAAUCACCUUGGAGGAGGUGUAUGAUGUAGAAAUGUCCACUUGCAUGCUUCAUCAGGCUCAGAGCGUCGCCUGAAACACACACCGUAAAUUCAAACUCUCCAUUUUGGGUCCUUUUCUUUUUCUUUGGUUGUGGUCUGUUUCCAAUGGAAGAGGUCAGUGUGUAAAAUAAACAAGCGUCGGUGUUCGGUGAUGGACUGUAGGUGGUGGACUGAAGGUGGUGGACUGUAGGUGGUGGACUGUAGACUGUAGGUGAUGGACUGUAGACUGAAGGUGGUGGACUGUAGGUGGUGGACUGUAGACUGUAGGUGAUGGACUGUAGACUGAAGGUGGUGGACUGUAGGUGGUGGACUGAAGGUGGUGGACUGUAGACUGUAGGUGAUGGACUGUAGACUGAAGGUGGUGGACUGUAGGUGGUGGACUGUAGACUGUAGGUGAUGGACUGUAGACUGAAGGUGGUGGACUGUAGGUGGUGGACUGUAGACUGUAGGUGAUGGACUGUAGACUGAAGGUGGUGGACUGUAGGUGGUGGACUGUAGACUGUAGGUGGUGGACUGUAGGUGGUGGACUGUAGACUGUAGGUGGUGGACUGUAGGUGGUGGACUGUAGACUGUAGGUGGUGGACUGUAGGUGGUGGACUGUAGACUGUAGGUGGUGGACUGUAGGUGGUGGACUGUAGACUGUAGGUGGUGGACUGUAGGUGGUGGACUGUAGACUGUAGGUGGUGGACUGUAGGUGGUGGACUGUAGACUGUAGGUGGUGGACUGUAGGUGGUGGACUGUAGACUGUAGGUGGUGGACUGUAGGUGGUGGACUGUAGACUGUAGGUGGUGGACUGUAGGUGGUGGACUGUAGACUGUAGGUGGUGGACUGUAGGUGGUGGACUGUAGACUGUAGGUGGUGGACUGUAGGUGGUGGACUGUAGACUGUAGGUGGUGGACUGUAGGUGGUGGACUGUAGACUGUAGGUGAUGGACUGUAGGUGGUGGACUGUAGACUGUAGGUGGUGGACUGUAGGUGGUGGACUGUAGACUGUAGGUGGUGGACUGUAGGUGGUGGACUGUAGGUGGUGGACUGUAGGGGAACUCUGGUUCUGGACUAAUGACGGUUGCUUGCUUGUCGUCGGCUCUUUGCGCUGCGUUCAGAUUUUCUGCUCUUUGAUACUCGUGUCGCUCCGUCGCUGUAUAUCUAUUGUACUGAACAUGUAUGGAAGUUAACGCCAUCUUACUGCACAAUCAGAACUACAUCUAUAGGAAUGAAGAAGAAGAAGCUGAAUAUUUAAGCUGACGUCAGACCAUAAAGGCUUUUCUCAUGUAUGAAACUGCACCUGUAGACUUUAAAGCUCUCUGUCAGAUAUGUGCGAUGUCAUUAAAGCUUUUAAACUUUA